GCUGCGCACUUUCAACAUUAGAACAGUUUCCAUAGGACUUAAUAACAAAAGCCACCAGCGCUGUCUUGAAAUAUACGCAUCUAUUAUUUUUUUCAGUUACUUUGUUCUUUGACUCCACUCGUUGGUCGUAACAAUUUGAAAAUGCCUUUUCUUGGACAAGACUGGCGGUCACCUGGUCAAAGCUGGGUAAAAACAGAAGAGGGAUGGAAAAAAUCCACACAGGACGAGAAAAAUAACAAUGUUUCCGAGUUGAACAGCUUUUCAAAAGAGGAGGUUUAUUACAAAGACAACAUCCUGCUCUCAUUGAACUAUGAUGUGGCUGCAAAAAAGAGAAAGAAGGACCUCUUAAACAACAACACAAAGAUUCCCUAUUUCCACAAAGACAAAUGGAUAUAUGUACAUAAAGGGAGCACAAAAGAGCGCCAUGGUUACUGCACUCUGGGUGAGGCCUUCAAUCGGCUGGACUUCUGUAGUGCCAUUAAGGACACCAGGCGUUUCAAUUAUGUCGUGAGGCUGCUGGAGCUGAUCGCCAAGUCCCAACUGCCGUCUCUGAGCGGAGUGGCACAGAAGAACUACAUGAACAUCCUGGAGAGGGUGGUGCAGAAAGUUCUGGAUGACCAGCAGAAUGUGCGACCCAUCAAGGAGCUCUUGCAGACGCUCUACAUCUCCCUGUGCAGCCUGGUCCAGGACAUGGGCAAGUCUGUGCUGGUGGGCAACAUUAACAUCUGGGUGCACCGCAUGGAGAAUAUCCUGCAGUGGAAACAACAGCUGGACAACAUUCAGAUCAAUAGGCCAACCACUACAGGAAUGUCCUUGACCGACUUGCCAGCCAGCCUCCACCUUAACAUCAUGCGCCGUCUCUCCGAUGGCCGCGAUAUUGUCAGCGUCGGCCAGGUGUGCCCCGACCUCGGUGACCUGGCAGAGGACCGGCUGCUGUGGAAGAAUCUGUGCCAGUACCACUUCACAGACCGACAGAUCCGCAAGCGUUUAAUGAUGUCUGAAAAAGGCCAUUUGGAAUGGAAGAAGAUGUAUUUCAAGAUGAGCAGGUGCUACCCUCACAAAGAGCAGUACAGUGAAACCCUGCAGUUCUGCACACACUGCCACAUCCUCUUCUGGAAGGACUCAAACCACCCAUGCACAGCCAACAAUGCAGAGAGCUGCUGUGUACCGGUAUCUCCACAAGGUUUCAUCAACCUCUUCAAGUUCUGAGGGGAGCUCUGCCAUCUGCCUGUACAUAUUGUCAAUAGUGCAAUGGAUUCCUGGAUGCCUUGAGACUGGGUAGGGGAAAGGGGUAGGGGUGGGUAAACGGGAGGGGAGGGGCUGUAUUAUGUAAUUUAUAUUUUCACUGGAGCGAGAAGAGACAGGAGAGACAAAGUGAAUGUGAAGUAGAAUGAUAAUAGAAUGUAGCACUUGGACGAUGCAAUUCUAUCUUGGAGAUAUUCUGUGUUGAUGAUUUCAGUUCAAUGACAAGUGCUCUAUGGUCUUUCUCAACAAAUGGAAUGUAUUGACUGACCAAUAAGGGAUUUGUCUGUGCUGUAAUUUUAAGAAGUGAUCUAAUUUAAUGGAAUCAGGAGUUGAAGUCAACGGAUACCUGUAUAACUGAUUUUUUUUUCAGGUAUUCAGAAAGCAAGGUUUUUUAGUUUUUUAGUCAGCAUGAUGAAAAAGUGUGUUUACCAAAAAAGGGCCUUGUAAUAUGAUGUGCAAUACUUUUCUAAUUGACUUUUGUGUUUUUCUUUUUUCACUUUUAUACAUUUCGUGUUGGGUAUGAAUGUGUUAAUUUGCUGAAUGACAGGAGUUCUUGAGUGCAUUGUACACUGUUAAACAAUAGAUUCACCAAGUGCCUGAAAAUAUUGCAAAUAAUCCUGAAAAAACUGAAGAUUUUCAAUUCCAUUUGUUUUUGUUUUUACAGUUAUUAGCAAGUUUUAAAACUUUGACAUGGACAACUAUUACAUUUUUGUUGUUGCCUUACUCAUUAUCUUUGAUCUCUGUAGGCAUUUUCACAACUAGAUGCCAAGUCCUGGUGGCCACAUGCCCGAUGCAGAAUUAUACCCACAAUCUUUUUCUUUUUGUUGUCAUUGUUUCUAGCUGAACAGUAUUAUGUUGGGUAUAAAAGCAUAAACUCUUAAAUAUAGACGGCAACUGCAUUAAUGCAGAUAAAUUCCCUGAAAUAUACAAUGAGGAAUUGCUAAAGAGUGUCAUGGGUGCUAUUUGUGGAAUAAAUAAUAUGCAAAAA
Molecule: messenger RNA, 2233 nt
Organism: Clupea harengus (Atlantic herring)
Lineage: Eukaryota; Metazoa; Chordata; Actinopteri; Clupeiformes; Clupeidae
Gene: fbxo32
Product: F-box protein 32
Biological process (GO): protein ubiquitination
Cellular component (GO): nucleus; cytoplasm; SCF ubiquitin ligase complex
Molecular function (GO): protein binding
Source: RefSeq, a predicted model, not a curated record